Messenger RNA from Pseudonaja textilis, 5677 nucleotides. NCBI's taxonomy places the organism in Eukaryota, Metazoa, Chordata, Lepidosauria, Squamata, Elapidae. The record is from RefSeq and is a predicted model, not a curated record.
UGCCGGCGCCUUCUUGCUCAGGAAACUGCUGUGGACGUCCUCGGUCCGGCUCCUGCUGUGGACUUCCCCCCUGCACCCUCCCUCCUCCGUCUCGAACAAAUCCAGCGCAGGCUUGUUCUUUUUACCCGUUAAGGGCGAGGGAGAGGGUGGUGGUGGUGGAAGGCAGCCAUGUGCUACCGGGUUUCCUUCGGCGGCCGCUUCUCGCUGCGGCGUUGAGCCGAACGACCGCGUGGAACAAAAGCCUCCGCUCUCGUCUGAAUGAACAUACUGCGGGUCACUUGGCCGGAGGGAGAGAGAAGAAGAGGGCAAAGCUAAGGAGAAGGGAGAGACCGCGGGAUGGCAGCAGGAGAAGAAAGGGCGUGAGGACCUCCAGCCCCCUUCGCCCCUCCAGAAGCCAGAAUCGUCCUUUUGCCACCCAUGCUUGAAGCCGCCUUUCCCUUGACUCGACUCUUUUGGAGUUGGUGCAGCCAUGAGUAACUUCUUCACAGAGGGAGUACGAGUUUGGUUGCGAGAAAAUGGCCAACAUAAUCCAAGCACUGUACUUUCCUGUGCAGAAGGAGUUGUUGUAUUCAGGACUGAUUAUGGACAGGUAUAUACAUACAAACAGAGAUCACUUACACACCAAAAAGUUACACCUAUGCUGCCUACAAGCACAGAUGGUCUGGAAGAUAUGGCAGCGCUGAUAGAUCUCCAUGAGGGUGCAAUCAUGUAUAAUUUAUUCCAGCGAUAUCAACAAGACAAAAUCUAUACUUACAUUGGUUCCAUUGUUGCCUCAGUUAACCCCUAUAAGACUAUCGCAGGUCUUUAUGAUCAGAGCACAAUAGAACACUACAGCCGUCAUCACCUGGGAGAGAUUUCACCUCAUAUUUUUGCUAUUGCUAAUGAAUGCUAUCGCUGCCUAUGGAAACGUCAUGACAACCAGUGUGUUCUCAUCAGUGGUGAAAGUGGUGCCGGUAAAACAGAGAGCACUAAGUUGAUUCUCAAGUUUUUGUCUGCCGUAAGCCAACAUUCUCUGGAACUCUCUUGUAUGGAGAAAAUAGCUAGUGUUGAACAAGCAAUUUUGGAGAGCAGCCCAAUUAUGGAAGCAUUUGGCAAUGCAAAGACUGUUUACAACAACAACUCUAGUCGCUUUGGGAAAUUUGUUCAGCUGAACUUCUGUCAGGAAGGCAAUAUUCAGGGAGGAAAAAUUGUAGACUAUUUAUUAGAAAAGAAUCGAGUAGUAAGGCAAAAUCCAGGAGAGAGAAAUUAUCACAUAUUCUAUGCCCUGCUGGCAGGGAUUGAGGGAGAAAAGAAAGAUGCAUUUUACCUAUCUGCACCUGAGAACUAUCACUACCUGAACCAGUCUGGAUGUGUAGCAGACAAGACAAUCAAUGAUGCAGAAGCAUUCAAAGAAGUCAUUACGGCAAUGGAAGUGAUGCAGUUCACCACUGAGGAGGUACGAGAUGUUCUUAGGCUCCUUGCUGGCAUUUUGCAUCUUGGCAAUAUUGAAUUUAUUACAGCUGGUGGAGCACAGGUGUCCUUCAAAACAGCUCUGAAUAGAUCUGCAGAGUUACUUGGGCUGGACUCAACACAGUUAACUGAAGCAUUGACACAGAGAUCAAUGAUACUCAGGGGAGAAGAAAUUCUAACACCUCUUAAUAUACAGCAGGCUAUAGAUAGCCGAGAUUCAGCAGCUAUGGCACUUUACUCCCAGUGCUUUGCCUGGGUUAUUAAAAAAAUCAACAGCAGAAUCAAAGGCAAGGAUGACUUCAAGUCAAUUGGCAUUUUAGACAUUUUUGGAUUUGAAAAUUUUGAGGUUAAUCGUUUUGAACAAUUCAGUAUUAACUAUGCAAAUGAAAAACUUCAGGAAUAUUUCAACAAGCACAUUUUUUCAUUAGAGCAAUUAGAAUAUAGUAGAGAAGGCCUCCAGUGGGAAGACAUUGACUGGACAGAUAAUGGGGAAUGCUUGGAUCUUAUUGAAAAGAAACUUGGUUUGUUGGCUCUGAUCAAUGAGGAGAGCCACUUUCCUCAAGCUACUGAUAAAACCCUGUUGGCAAAGUUACACAUUCAGCAUGCAAACAAUCCUUUUUAUGUGAAACCAAGAGUUGCUGUCCACAACUUUGGAGUGAAACACUAUGCUGGGGAGGUUCAGUAUGAUGUAAGAGGAAUUUUGGAGAAAAACAGAGACACUUUUAGGGAUGAUCUUCUGAACUUAUUGCGAGAAAGCAGCCUCGAUUUCAUAUAUGACCUAUUUGAGCAUGUUUCAAGCCGCAGCGGUCAAGAUACUUUGAAGUGUGGGAGCAAGCAUCGGAAGCCCACAGUCAGCUUACAAUUUAAGGAUUCGCUGCAUUCCUUAAUGGCAACAUUAAGCACAUCUAACCCUUUCUUUGUUCGCUGUAUCAAGCCAAAUAUGCAAAAGAUGCCUGACCAGUUUGAUCAGAAUGUGGUUUUGAACCAGUUGUGCUACUCCGGUAUGCUCGAAACAGUACGGAUACGAAGAGCAGGUUUUCCUGUGCGGAGGCCAUUUCAGGAUUUUCACAAAAGAUAUGAAGUCCUGAUGAGGAAUUUGACUCUCCCUGAGGAUUUAAAAGGAAAGUGUGCUGCCCUCCUCUAUCUAUAUGAUAGCACAAAAACUGAAUGGCAACUUGGGAAAUCUAAGGUAUUUCUGCGUGAAACUUUGGAACACAUGUUAGAAAAACAGCGAGAAAUAGAGGUUGGCAAAGCAGCCAUGAUCAUCCGAGCACAUGUCUUAGGCUACAUGGCACGAAAACACUACAAAAAAGUCCUUUACUACAUAGUUAUCAUACAGAAAAAUUACAGAGCUUUUUACUUAAGGAGGAGAUACCUAUUGUUGAAGAAAGCUGCCAUCACCUUCCAGAAGCAGAUGCGAGGGCUGAUUGCUCGCCGAAUUUAUAGACAGCUGUUGGAGGAAAAGAAACAGCAAGAGGAGGAAAAAAGGCAAAGGGAAGAGGAGGAAAGAAAGCAACAAAAGAUGGAAGCAGAACGUCUUGCUCAGCAGGCUAAAGAAGCACUUGCAGCUAUUCCGAAACCCCCAAAAGAACUAAAGCAAGAGCUAGAGAAGCAAAAAGAAAACAAGCAGGUGGAGGAGAUCCUACGCCUGGAAAAAGAAAUUGAAGACCUGCAGCGUAUGAAGGAGCAGCAAGAACUGACAUUGACAGAAGCAUCACUGCAGAGGCUGCAGCAGCUCCGAGAUGAUGAGUUGAAACGCUUGGAAGAUGAAGCCUGUCGUGCCGCACAGGAGUUCCUGGAGUCUCUGAACUUCGAUGAGAUCGAUGAAUGUGUCCGAAACAUUGAAAGAACCCUCUCCGUAAGCAGCAGUUUCUGUGCAGAGCUUAGUGGCACCGCAGGCACUGAAAAACCCAAUUUUAAUUUCAGCCAGCCAUAUCCUGAGGAGGAAGUUGAUGAGGGCUUUGAAGCAGAUGAUGAUGCUUUCAAGGAUUCACCUAACCCAAGUGAGCAUGGCCACUCGGAUCAAAGGACCAGCGGCAUUCGGACAAGCGAUGACUCUUCAGAAGAGGAUCCAUAUAUGAAUGACACAGUCGUUCCAGCUAGUCCCGCUACGGGCAACAAUACCCUUAUCCCUUCUAUCCUUGACUCUCUUAGUCUCCACAACUCUUCAAGCGGGGAAUCCACAUACUGCAUGCCAGAAAAUGUUUCCCGCCAACCCCCUAAUGCUUCAGAGCUCAUCUCUCCUGAGGCAGACUAUGAUUAUGACCAGGAUGACUAUGAGGAUGGUGCUAUCACAUCUGGAAGCAGUGUGACCUUUUCUAAUUCUCACAGUAGCCAGUGGUCUCCUGACUAUCGCUGUUCCAUAGGGACAUACAACAGUUCUGGAGCAUACAGAUUUAGUUCUGAGGGAGCUCAGUCUUCUUUUGAAGACAGUGAAGAAGACUUUGACUCAAGAUUUGAUACAGAUGAUGAACUUUCAUAUCGGAGGGAUUCUGUCUAUAGCUGUGUCAGCCUACCCUAUUUCCAUAGCUUUUUGUAUAUGAAAGGUGGCUUAAUUAAUACUUGGAAGCGUCGUUGGUGUGUCUUGAAAGAUGAAACCUUCUUAUGGUUCCGCUCAAAACAGGAAGCUCUUAAACAAGGUUGGCUGCAUAAAAAAGGUGGGGGUUCGUCUACACUGUCGAGAAGAAACUGGAAGAAAAGGUGGUUUGUCCUUCGACAGUCCAGACUCAUGUACUUUGAAAAUGAUGGUGAAGAAAAACUCAAAGGAACACUUGAAAUACGAUCAGCCAAAGAUAUCAUUGAUAAUACAUGCAAAGAAAAUGGGAUUGAUAUUGUCAUGACAGAUAGGACGUAUCACUUGAUCGCUGAAUCACCAGAGGAUGCAAGUCAAUGGUUCAGUGUCCUGAGCCAAGUGCUCACUUCCACAGAACAGGAAAUCAGAGAAAUGCACGACGAGCAAGCCAAUCCACAGAAUGCCAUGGGCACACUAGAUGUAGGGCUGAUUGAUUCAGUCUGUGCAUCGGAUAGUCCAGAUCGACCCAAUUCAUUUGUGAUCAUCACUGCUAAUCGUGUUCUACACUGCAACGCCGAUACACCAGAGGAGAUGCAUCAUUGGAUCACUCUGCUACAGCGAUCCAAAGGGGACACUCGAGUAGAAGGUCAAGAAUUCAUAGUGAGAGGAUGGUUACAUAAAGAAGUAAAGAACAGUCCAAAAAUGUCAUCACUGAAACUGAAGAAACGUUGGUUUGUUCUGACACACAAUUCCUUGGAUUAUUAUAAGAGCUCAGAGAAGAACGCCCUCAAGUUGGGCACCCUGGUGCUGAACAGCCUGUGCUCUGCUGUGCCCCCUGAUGAGAAAAUCUUUAAAGAAACAGGGUAUUGGAAUGUAACUGUGUAUGGACGCAAGCACUGUUACCGCCUUUACACCAAAUUACUGAAUGAAGCCACUCGCUGGUCAAGUGCAAUCCAAAAUGUGAUCGACACAAAAGCAGCAAUCGAUACUCCCACACAGCAGCUUAUUCAAGACAUUAAGGAGAAUUGCCUGAACCCUGAAGUUGUUGAACAGAUCUAUAAGAGGAACCCAAUUCUUCGUUACACGCAGCAUCCGUUGCAUUCCCCCCUAUUACCCCUUCCUUAUGGAGACAUCAAUCUGAACAUACUAAGAGACAAAGGCUACACAACUCUGCAGGACGAAGCUAUCAAAAUAUUUAAUUCUCUGCAGCAACUGGAGUCUGUACCAGAUCCUAUUCCCAUUAUUCAGGGUAUUCUCCAGACAGGACAUGAUUUACGGCCCCUGCGUGAUGAAUUAUACUGUCAGCUCAUCAAGCAGACCUGCAAAGUGCCUAACACAGGGAGCCUUGGCAAUCUAUAUAGUUGGCAGAUCCUCACUUGCAUGAGCUGCAUGUUUUUGCCAAGUCGUAGUAUUCUCAAAUACUUGAAAUUCCAUCUUAAAAGAAUCCACGAUCAAUUCCCAGGCACAGAAAUGGCAAAAUAUGCCUUGUUUAUUUAUGAAUCCCUUAAAAAAACCAAAGGCAGAGAAUUUGUGCCAUCCAGGGAUGAAAUUGAAACUUUGAUCAACAGACAGGAAAUGACAUCUACCGUCUACUGUCAUGGAGGAGGUUCCUGUAAAAUCACAAUUAACUCUCACACCACUGCUGGUGAGGUGAGUAGUUUUGCACACACACAAAAAGAGUUGAUAAAGAUUAAUUUUGAGAUCCACGUCGUAUAA